CUGAAGAGAAGGUGUUAUAAUAUGAUUUUAGUCUACAUUAUGUUUGAACGAUAUAUGUGUACAUUGGACCGACCUUGACGCGUUGUGCAGCAGUCCUAAAAUAUGUCCUUCAGUAGACUGUGUGGUUAUGUCAAUUUUAGGGUUGCACAACACUUCAAUGAGCCUACAAAAUUAUGGACCAGAGGAAUGUGUUCGCGUUCAAUGGUACAGAAUGACGUUAACAAACUGAAUAUACAAGCAAUCCCACAUACGAAGAAAGAAUAUUUAGAAAAAUUGCUGCUUCAAUCAGACUCUCCACAUGAUGCGCGGGUCUUAAAAAUUGCUGUUAUAGGUUGUCCGAAUAGCGGAAAAUCAAGCCUAGUUAAUAUGCUUACAAAGUGGAAAGUUUGCGCGGUAUCCGGAAAAGCACAUACAACACGGUCUAAGCAAACAGUAACAUUUUUCAAAGACAAUAUCCAGUUGGCCUUUGUUGAUUUACCUGGACUUGUAAAUAGAUCAAAAGUUUCCAGAUUUAAAUUGGAAAAAACUUUUAUUCGAGAUCCACAUUCGGCCGUUUUUGAUUCUGACUUGAUUCUUGUGGUUGUCGACGCUAGUCACAAAGAAUCCCGUGAAGGACUACAUGAAGAAAUUGUAAAAGCAUUACACUUUUUCAACGAUAAAGAAUCCAUUCUUGUGUUGAAUAAAAUUGAUAGAUUGUAUACAAAUCCAACAAGGCUGUUGGAUGUUACAAGGAAACUAACUGGUGGCGUUGUACAUGGUCGCCGUUCACAUGUGGAUAAGUAUGCUGCCAGAUUUAAGCGUCGAGCAGAAUUAGCAGAUAAAGCACAUCAUCUUAUUCCACCGAACGAAAUUAUUGCAUCUAGAUUACCUCCAAUAUGCCAGGAAACAGCUAACAAAUUCCUUCAGUACAUCAAUAAUUUACGUGCUCAGAUCGAAACAACACAAGUUGAGUUAAUCGAAUCAGACUCCGAACCGCUUCCAGAAGAUGUAAAACAAGAAAUAUCCCAGUCAAAGUCUGGUGAUUUCAUGAAAGACCGUCUAUUAACAGAAGUGGAUAAAGAGAAUAUUGAUGCAUUUUUCAGUGAUUAUCAACCGUACAAAAAUGAGAAUCAACAGUUUCAGAAUGAAAUCCAGACGCUUCCAACUUUGUUCAAAAGUGACAAUAAUGAUGUCCUAGAUGCAGAGAGUGAUACGAUAUGUGUAGAUUCAAUGCUGGAAACAUUAAAACAGCAACUGUUGCUUCAAGUAGCAUCACCUGAAGAGGUAGCAAAUCGUCGAAAACGAUGGUUGGAAAUAACAAGAGAAACCAAAGGUAUUACUCAAUGGUCAGGAUUUAGCGAAGUUUUUAUGGUAUCUUCAUUUAUGGGUGACGGGAUAGAUAAACUGAGGGAUUUCCUUCUAUCCAAAGCGGUGCCUAAUAGAUCAUGGAUUCUACCACCAACUAUGGUCACUGAUCAAGAGCCAACUGAACUUAUACGUACGUGUGUAUGGUCACAUUGUCUCGAUAAAUUACGACAAGAAAUUCCUUAUUCUCUACAUAUCGUUGUAGAUGACUGUGACAAAAUCAAGCAAGAUAGUGGUGAUGAUCGUGUCUAUGUGCAUGUACGUAUACAGUGCCGAAAUGAGCGUCAGCUAGUUCCACUCGAGGCUUCUCUGGUGAUGUCACUUGGUGGUUUCCUGAGAAUAUGGCCAAUCCAAUCCAUCUCCGUUUCUUCUUGCCUAUUUGUUUCAAAAUUGGUUCCUGGUUGGUUCGCUCCCAGAGAUCACUCACUAUUGCUGAUCUUUUCUGGCCGGCCAUCUCAUCUUGAGUAUUGAGCGAAGACAGCUGUUAGUGAAGUUGAGCGUUCUAGGCAUCAAAGGCAAUACAAUUAAGGAAAUUGCAGGUGCUGUCAAACUGGACCUUAUGACAGCGUUUCGAUGUAAUACAGUUGUAAAACUAACCGCUGAAAUGUCAGGAAUCGAUCAUCAUAUCAGAAAAAAACUAAACCAGGCCAAACAGUUUUCUGAAGUUUUUCCAGAAUAUGACAAAUCGAAAUAAAAUACCAAUUCAUUUCCUAAAAAUCUUUUUUCAAAGGAAUCUAUAACCAUUCAAAAACUUUACCUAAAAUAAACAAAUUUUCAACUCCUUCACUUAACCUGUCCAGUUUUAAUAAAACAUUCCAUAAUAUAUACUUAAAGUACCCUCCAAAACAAGUACCAAGACAAUGGUCACAUUCUGCAUCAUGCCGCAAAAUAUAACAAUAAAUAUACCAUCGCAAUAACGAUCCACAAAAUGGAACGAAACAUAACUUCACUAAAACAUACAGGAUAUUUCACAGCAGUGCAUCAGUUGAAUGUAUUGAAUGAGAAGCUGGCUAGGCAUUAUUCUGAGCAUGACAGCCACACUCAUCUUAAGGAAGACUGCUACAAUCUCAAGUCGUCGGAGAAACAACGGUGAAGACGACUGACAAUGUUCACAUAGAUUGAGUAAAAUCUGGUGGAUGACCAGCUGUUAACCCAUCGGAAGUGAUCAAUGCAAGCAGACCAGUUUCGGUAUGUUUCAACGUAGGCUGACUAAAAGACUCUGUAAUGACUGAACACAAGGCCGGUUAAGGAAGUAGAAAAGAUAUCGACACUGAGUAAUAUCCGUCAACUAUAGAGUCUGAUAAAAACGAUAGGCCCUGAAAGGAAUAUGGCGAAUACAACAAUCAUCGGGAAAGAUGGGAGUCUAAUAUUUUGCGAAUGCAUGUUUCCAGCCUUGUGAAAGUCAACUGGAGUUAGAGCUGAAUUGGUCACAGUUGCCUACCAUUCGAAUGGAGGUUGAAUUCGGUAAGGCUGCAUCAUAGGUCAAUGGAAGCAGAGAGCAGGUUAAGACUAUCUAGGGUGCGAG
Messenger RNA from Trichobilharzia regenti, 2869 nucleotides. Lineage: Eukaryota; Metazoa; Platyhelminthes; Trematoda; Strigeidida; Schistosomatidae. The record is from the annotation of a GenBank genome assembly.